Messenger RNA from Glycine soja, 1939 nucleotides. RefSeq names its product 7-deoxyloganetic acid glucosyltransferase-like. Gene Ontology annotation, molecular function: UDP-glycosyltransferase activity. Bases 102 to 1619 code for a protein of 505 amino acids. The transcript has 2 exons. NCBI's taxonomy places the organism in Eukaryota, Viridiplantae, Streptophyta, Magnoliopsida, Fabales, Fabaceae. The record is from RefSeq and is a predicted model, not a curated record.
AGGUGACAACUUAUUUGAAUCUUUGGUUCCUAAUCAGCAAUAUUCAAAGUCAUCCCCAUUUUUUAAUCAUUUUCUUUCCUUUUGUCUUUCUUUUCUAACCAAUGAUACCCAUUAUUUAUGAAGCAUAUAUGAGCAAAGCACAAAAAGAAAACGCAACAAGAGCAAAGAUGAAGGCGGAAGAAACAACUGAUACCCACGUGGCCAUCUUCCCCUGUCCAGCGCAGGGCCAUGUCAGCACCAUGUUGAAGCUUGCACAGCUUCUCGCUCUCCAUGGCUUCCACAUCACCUUCCUCAACACAGACUUCAUCCACCACCGCCUCCACCGUUUCGGCGAUCUGGAAGCUCUUUUACAAACCUACCCCGCUCUCCAAUUCAAGACCUUCCCCGAUGGCCUCCCUCACCACCACCCUCGUUCCGGACAAAGCGCAGUGGACCUCUUUCAAUCCAUAAAUUUGCACGCAAAACCUCACAUCAGACACAUUCUUCUCUCCCAAGACCCCGGAAAGCCCAAGAUCAAUUGCUUCAUAGCCGAUGGAGUCUUCGGAGCCCUCACCAUAGACGUAGCACACCAGGUUGGAAUACCCAUCAUUCAUUUUCGCACCAUCAGCGCUUCCUGCUUCUGGACUUACUUCUGCGUUCCAAACCUCUUUCAGUCUAACCAACUUCCAAUCACAGGGGAUGAAGACAUGGAUCGCGUGAUAACAUGUAUCCCAGGGAUGGAAAACAUGUUCCGCUGUCGAGACCUCCCGAGUUUCAGUCGGGGGACUGGAUCCGAAAUAGUAUAUGCUUUGAAUUCUUUGGCCUUGGAGACACGUGAGUCGCUUCAAGCACGUGCACUCAUACUCAACACGUUCGAGGAUCUAGAAGGUUCCGUGUUGUCACAGAUGCGUCUGCAGUUUCCCCGUGUUUUCACCAUCGGUCCUCUCCACGCACACUUGAACACCAGAAAAGAGUCCAACACCGAAACGACGCCGUCCACAAGUUGUGUCGGUGAAGUGGAUCAGAGGUGCAUGACGUGGCUUGAUUCUCAGCCGUUGAAAUCGGUGAUAUACGUGAGCUUCGGUAGCAUUGCCACCAUGACAAGGGAGAAGCUAAUUGAGAUAUGGUACGGUUUGGUGAAUAGCAAGAAGCGGUUCCUUUGGGUGGUUCGUCCUGACAUGGUGGGGCCAAAAGAAAAUGGUGACCGGGUACCGGCUGAGCUGGAGGAAGGGACUAAAGAGAGAGGGUUCAUUGUGGGGUGGGCCCCACAAGAGGAGGUGCUGGCCCACAAGGCCAUUGGUGGGUUCUUGACCCACAGUGGAUGGAACUCAACUUUGGAGAGUCUGGCGGCUGGUGUUCCUAUGAUUUGCUGCCCUAGCUUUGGAGAUCAGCAUGUUAACAGCAGGUUUGUGAGUGAAGUUUGUAAGGUUGGGUUGGAUAUGAAGGAUGUUGCAUGUGAUAGGAACCUUGUAGAGAACAUGGUCAAUGAUCUCAUGGAUCACAGGAAUGAGGUGUUUCUGAAUUCUGCUCGGGAAGUGGCUUUGUUGGCUAACCGUAGUGUGAGUUCCGGUGGUUCUUCUUAUUCCAAUUUGGACGGCUUGAUCCAGUACAUAAGAUCCAUUAGUCAAGAAAUUAUUUGAUACUUGAAAAUAAUGCACAAUUGCAUGCUCAGGUUUAUUCUUGCAACCGUGGCCACAUGCAAUUAGGAGUAUGUAAGGAGCGGGUAGAGUAAAGAAUGAUAAAAGGACUAAAGAACAGAAUCGUAUCUAUUUGGUUUCUUCUAUAAUCAGCUUUAAUGUGCAUUUAUACUUGGUUUAAUUAGUCUUGCAGCUUGCAAAGUGCUGCCCACAUCAUCUUUGGAAUUCCUUUUAGUCAUGUGUAAGUUUCCUUAUGUAACUAUUUUGGUUUGGAACAACAUUUGCCUUUAUUUAAUUAUGGUAGUUCAAUAUUUACAUGAGUA